AGAAGAGAGGACCCGACCACGUGACACGUGGGGAGCACUUCUUCCCUCUUCUUCUCCGAACGUCAGAGAGCCCCACUGCAGAUGGAGACCAGAAGACCAGGUGUCCAGCAUCUACUGGUGAUGAAAGAAGAAGAAGAUGCUACUGAGCAGCAGGAGUGCAGCUCCAGUCUGGAUCAGGAGGGACAAGAACCUCCUCUCAUUAAAGAAGAACCAGAAGAAGAAGAUCUAGACCAAAUCAAAGAAGAGGCCACCCAGUUCUCCCUCACUCCUGUCCAGGUGAAGAGUGAAGAUGAUGGAGCAACCAGCAGCUGGACUCAACACAUGAAGACAGAAGCUGAUGGAGACACCUGUGGAGGAGCAGAAGCAGAUACCUGUGAGAAAACACGUAUCCACUGUGACCACCAGAGGACCCUCUCUUCUGAAUCUCACGAUGACAGUAAAGGCUGGCGACUAAACAGUGAGACACAUAAAGCUCUUGUCAGUGUGAAGGAAGAGGACACUACUCAGAAAUCGCAGCAUCAAGGAGUCAUCUGCUCUCGAUGUGGGAGGAAAUGUUCCUCAGUUGUUGGACUGACUCGACACAUGAAGUUCUGCUGUGGAGAACCUUUGGUUUGUUCGUUUUGUGGAAAAGGUUUUGAAACAAGGCAGAAUCUGGAUAUUCACUUGAGAAUUCACACUGGUGUAAAACCUUUCAGCUGCUCUCAGUGUGGCAAGUCUUUUACACAGAGAGGAAGCCUGCAGAAUCACAUGAGAACUCACACUGGAGAAAAGCCUUUCAGCUGCUCUCACUGUGGCAAAACGUUUACGCAGAGAGGGAACCUGGAGACACAUGCGAUUAGUCACACUGGAGAAAAACCUUUUAGAUGCUCUUUGUGUGAUAAAUGGUUCCCACGGAGAGCAAGCUUGAAGAAACACAUGAAAAUCCACACUGGAGAAAAGCCUUACAUCUGCUCCCACUGUAAUAAAUGUUUUGGAAACAAGGAAUACUUUAAUGAACAUGUGAGAAUUCACACGGGUGAGAAACCUUUCAUCUGCACUCAGUGUGGCAAAUCUAUUCGAAGCAGACAGAAUGUGAAGGUUCACAUGCGAGUGCACACUGGAGAAAAGCCUUACAGCUGCUCGCAGUGUGGCAGCAGUUUUAGACUAAGACAAACACUGAUGGUACACAUGAGAACCCAUACGGGGGAAAAGCCUUUCAUCUGCUCUCAGUGUGGUAAAUGUUUUACGCAGAUUGGAAGUCUGAAGAAACACAUGAGCUGCCACACGGGAGGAAAACCUUUCUUCUGCCCUCAAUGAGGUGAUAGUUUUCUGCUCCUCGUCACGUCUCUUUCGUAGCAUGGUGCUGUGGAACUCGCAACCUACAGUAAAUCAACCUACAGUAGCAGAGCUGUACAUUGUGGGGGAGUUUGUCUUGGACGGGUUGAAAAAUAAAGG
This is a messenger RNA of Synchiropus splendidus (mandarinfish), 1434 nucleotides long. RefSeq names its product gastrula zinc finger protein XlCGF8.2DB-like. NCBI's taxonomy places the organism in Eukaryota, Metazoa, Chordata, Actinopteri, Syngnathiformes, Callionymidae. Gene Ontology annotation, molecular function: RNA polymerase II cis-regulatory region sequence-specific DNA binding; DNA-binding transcription factor activity, RNA polymerase II-specific. Gene Ontology annotation, cellular component: transcription regulator complex; PcG protein complex. Gene Ontology annotation, biological process: regulation of transcription by RNA polymerase II. The transcript is spliced from 2 exons. The record is from RefSeq and is a predicted model, not a curated record. Bases 82 to 1296 code for a protein of 404 amino acids.